UUGUACUUUUUGGAUGGAAAGAGGGCACUGACUGCUUAAUAGAGCAAUAGGUUUCUGGGUUUCCGAUUCUUUUUUUUUUGUUUCAGCGCUGUGUUAAAUAAGGAUGGGUUCUAGUGACAUUUGAAUAGUAAACACCCCCAGAACUCGGUGAGAGCUGCGAACCCCAGACCCAGACCCAGACCCAGACCCAGACCAGACCAAGACCAGACCCAGACCAAGACCAGACCAGACCAGACCAGACCCAGACCCAGACCCAGACUCAGACCCAGACCCAGACCAGAGGCGAGGCCGCGCCCGGAGCCGCCGGAAAGAAACAACGGAGAAAGAGGUCUGGCUAAACAAGAGUAAAUACACUGCCUUGCCAAAAAAAGUCACCACCUGGAUUUAACUAAGCAAAUAGAUGAGGAAGUUGCAGGAGAAAUGGUUGCUGAACAGUCUGGUCCAGAAGCUCAGAAUAGUCCUUAUCAACUUCGAAGAAAGUCUCUUUUACCAAAAAGAGCUAUAUAUCCAGCCAAGACUAACAUGGAGUGUGACUUCACAUCAACAACAGAAAACUUUGGUCAUCGAGCCAAGCGUGCCAGAGUUUCGGGCAAAUUACAAGACAUAACCGCUGCUCCAGCAGAACAGUACCUGCAAGUGAGGCUUCCAGAUGAGGUGGUACUGAAGAUCUUCUCCUAUCUGCUGGAGCAAGAUGUGUGUCGGGUUGCUUGCGUGUGCAAACGCUUUAAUGAACUUGCCAAUGACUCCAUUCUGUGGAAGAGGCUCUAUGCAGAGGUUUUUGAGUAUGCCCGUCCAAUGAUGCACCCAGACUCUGCAAAAUUUUACCAAAUUAACCCAGAGGACUGUGAGCGGCCUAAUCCAUGGAAGGAGAGCUUUCAGCAGCUGUAUAAGGGAGCACAUGUGAAGCCAGGGUAUGCAGAACACUUUUACAGUAACCCUGCCAGAUAUAAAGGCAGAGAGAAUAUGCUGUAUUACGACACCAUUGAGGAUGCAUUAGGUGGGGUGCAGGAGGCUCAUUUUGAUGGGCUUAUAUUUGUCCAUUCAGGGAUUUACACAGAUGAGUGGAUCUAUAUUGAGUCACCAAUCACAAUGAUCGGGGCAGCACCAGGGAAAGUUGCAGAUAAAGUUGUCAUUGAGAACACUAGAGAUUCAACAUUUGUUUUCAUGGAGGGGUCAGAAGAUGCAUAUAUUGGCUUUAUGACAAUAAAGUUUAACCCUGAUGACAAGUCAGCUCAACAACACAAUGCACAUCACUGUUUAGAGAUCACAGUUAACUGCAGCCCCAUUGUUGACUACUGCAUCAUACGUAGCACAUGCACAGUGGGUUCGGCGGUAUGCGUGAGUGGCCAGGGGUCUUGUCCUUCAAUCAAACAUUGUAACAUCAGCGACUGUGAGAAUGUGGGCCUCUAUAUCACAGACCACGCACAGGGCAUUUUUGAAGAUAACGAGAUAUCCAAUAAUGCUCUAGCUGGGAUCUGGGUUAAGAAUCAUGGAAAUCCCAUAAUUAGACGGAAUCACAUCCACCAUGGAAGAGAUGUGGGGAUCUUUACUUUUGACCAUGGCAUGGGCUACUUUGAAAGCUGCAAUAUCCAUAGAAACCGGAUAGCAGGAUUUGAGGUGAAGGCAUAUGCCAACCCCACAGUAGUGCGCUGUGAAAUUCACCAUGGACAGACUGGGGGCAUAUAUGUACAUGAAAAGGGCAGAGGGCAGUUCAUUGAGAACAAGAUCUAUGCAAACAACUUUGCUGGUGUAUGGAUUACCUCAAAUAGUAACCCUACAAUUAGGGGUAACACGAUCUUUAAUGGCAACCAAGGUGGUGUUUACGUAUUUGGAGAUGGCCGGGGUCUUAUUGAAGGAAACGACAUAUAUGGGAAUGCAUUGGCUGGGAUUCAGAUCCGUACCAAUAGCUGUCCUAUUGUCCGGCACAACAAGAUCCAUGACGGCCAACAUGGAGGCAUCUAUGUGCAUGAGAAAGGCCAAGGUGUGAUUGAAGAGAAUGAGGUCUACAGCAACACGUUAGCUGGAGUGUGGGUAACCACAGGAAGCAUGCCUGUACUGCGCAGGAAUAGAAUACACAGUGGAAAACAGGUUGGUGUUUAUUUCUAUGAUAAUGGGCAUGGCGUGCUGGAAGACAAUGAUAUUUACAACCACAUGUAUUCAGGAGUUCAGAUCAGGACCGGGAGCAACCCAAAGAUAAGAAGAAACAAGAUCUGGGGUGGGCAAAAUGGUGGAAUCCUUGUUUACAACUCAGGUUUGGGCAUAAUAGAAGACAAUGAGAUCUUUGACAAUGCCAUGGCAGGGGUUUGGAUCAAGACUGACAGCAACCCAACACUUCGUAGGAAUAAGAUACAUGAUGGGAGAGAUGGAGGAAUUUGCAUUUUCAAUGGAGGACGAGGGUUGCUGGAGGAGAAUGACAUCUUUAGGAAUGCCCAGGCAGGGGUCCUCAUCAGUACCAACAGUCACCCUGUACUGAGAAAAAACAGGAUAUUUGAUGGCUUUGCUGCAGGUAUAGAGAUCACAAACCAUGCAACUGCAACUUUAGAAGGAAAUCAGAUUUUUAACAACCGCUUUGGUGGGUUGUUUCUUGCAUCUGGUAUCAAUGUGACAAUGAAAGAUAAUAAGAUAAUGAACAAUCAAGACGCCAUUGAAAAAGCGGUGAGCCGUGGACAGUGCCUGUAUAAGAUUUCCAGUUACACCAGCUAUCCAAUGCAUGAUUUUUACAGAUGUCACACCUGUAACACAACGGACCGCAAUGCAAUUUGUGUGAAUUGCAUUAAAAAGUGUCAUCAAGGACAUGAUGUAGAGUUUAUUAGACAUGAUAGGUUUUUCUGUGAUUGUGGUGCAGGGACGUUAUCAAACCUGUGCACGUUGGCUGGAGAGCCAACACAUGAUACGGACACACUGUAUGACUCUGCUCCUCCUAUAGAGUCCAGCACACUGCAGCACAUCUGAGUCGGUGUACUCAUGAGACUCCAUACCAUUUAAAGGAUCUACUGCUGCCCUGUUCUCCAAUUUUAAAAUAAUACCGCCAUUGGUGCUUUGAGGAUCGGUCGAUCCGGACAUAAAUAAGCAGAUUCUGUAAGCUGCUAUUACCAAAUUAUAUGUUUGAAUACAAUGGCACUUUUUAUUUUUUUAGAUGUUCACAUGCAAGAUCUAUGUUAUCAUUGUUCAGUGUAAAUUCUCAUUGGAUCAGAAGAGAGUUGGCUUUAUAGUGGAUCAGAUUCAACAGAUCAGACUGGUGGAUCCCAAACACUCCUCAAUCAAGUGCUUAAAUAAUUUUAGAAAUAAUUCUAUUUGUCAUGAUUUCACCAAUUAUAGAUUCAGAAAACAGCUAUCAAUGCAAGCUGUAAGUAUACUUGUACAUAUUUAAAAAAACAUAGUAAUUCACCUGCUUUCUUUUCCAAGAGGCGGUAGGUGAUGGAAUGAAACGUGGACUUCAGACACUGACUAAUUUUGGGUAGUGCUAGAAGAAACUUGGUAAACAAUUGCUGGUUCUUUUCAGGAAAGAGCAGUCUCACCAGUUUCUUUGUGCCUGUAUCCAAGAAUGUAUUGCCACACUAUGGUGUAUGUAUGGUGAUAAAUAUGACCAGCAGCAUUUUUAGACAAAUUAAAUGGUAUUUUGUUUUUUAAGCUCACUUGUAGUUUUGUAUUUUGAAAUCUUAAAUGUAUGUGCACCUUUUUUAUUUUAUUAAAUAUUAAUUCUGGGAGUUGUACAUUUUUAGACUUGACUAUAAUUGUACUAAUGGUACAAAAUGUAUUGUUCUUUCUGUGAAAGGUUUAUCAGGAAAAGUGAAUAUAAAAAAACAGUAGCUAAUUUCCAGCAUGUUUUUUUGUCCUUGCUUGUUUUAUAAUUAAAGGGAAAAUGUGUUUAAA
Messenger RNA from Tachysurus vachellii, 3873 nucleotides. It is a transcript of the gene fbxo11a, whose product is annotated as F-box protein 11a. NCBI's taxonomy places the organism in Eukaryota, Metazoa, Chordata, Actinopteri, Siluriformes, Bagridae. The record is from RefSeq and is a predicted model, not a curated record. Gene Ontology annotation, biological process: ubiquitin-dependent protein catabolic process; regulation of apoptotic process; protein ubiquitination. Gene Ontology annotation, molecular function: protein binding; zinc ion binding. The transcript has 23 exons. The coding region runs from base 421 to 2952 and encodes 843 amino acids.